AUGCAUGAUCCUAAAGUAUCUUACAUGAAGGUUUGGAAGCUAAAACUCAAAGAACUUUUUUAUAGUAUUCCUACCUUAGACGAGCGUCAUGCGUUGGGCGGAGAGGGUUAUAGAGCCGAUAUUGUCCUCGUGGAUUUAGAGAAAGAUAAAAAGCUAUCCAUGUUGAAGCAACUGAUUGUGGUAUUAGUUAAAGGAUUAAACUCAAAUCCAGCUGCAAUAAUUAAGAAGAUUACUGAUUUUGGUGUUAGUGAAAUUAUGGAAAGUGCAUCUGGUCAAGCAAAUACUUUCAUUGGCACGUACAACUAUAUGUCUUCAGAGAGAAUCAAUGGAGGCCAGGGUGGCUACAACUACAAAAGUGAUAUAUGGAGUUUGGGACUAAUAUUGCACGAGUGUGCUAUGGGUCGGUUUUCAAAAAAGGCCACCAAAUCAAAGUCAAAUACGGGAAAGUAUAAUUGA
Molecule: messenger RNA, 456 nt
Organism: Lathyrus oleraceus (garden pea)
Lineage: Eukaryota; Viridiplantae; Streptophyta; Magnoliopsida; Fabales; Fabaceae
Exons: 1
Coding region: 1-456 (151 amino acids)
Biological process (GO): protein phosphorylation; MAPK cascade
Molecular function (GO): MAP kinase kinase activity; ATP binding
Source: RefSeq, a predicted model, not a curated record